Nothoprocta perdicaria is the source of this 2458-nucleotide messenger RNA. It is a transcript of the gene FBXL3, whose product is annotated as F-box and leucine rich repeat protein 3. The record is from RefSeq and is a predicted model, not a curated record. Gene Ontology annotation, cellular component: cytosol; SCF ubiquitin ligase complex; nucleus. Bases 16 to 1353 code for a protein of 445 amino acids. NCBI's taxonomy places the organism in Eukaryota, Metazoa, Chordata, Aves, Tinamiformes, Tinamidae. The transcript has 4 exons. Gene Ontology annotation, molecular function: protein binding. Gene Ontology annotation, biological process: entrainment of circadian clock by photoperiod; SCF-dependent proteasomal ubiquitin-dependent protein catabolic process; regulation of cell cycle.
UUUACAAAAAUAAAUAUGGAUUGUUUAAAAAUUAUUAUUACUAUUUAUAGAAUGAAACGAGGAAGGAAGAGUAAUGGAGCUACGAGUGGCUCACGUGAAGAGACGGCCGAUGAGGAAUCCAAGAGGCACAAGAUGACAGAUGGGCAGCACGGAGCCGUGCGGAGGCCGGACUGGGCCAACCUGCUUCAGGACAUCAUCCUGCAGGUGUUCCAGUACCUGCCCCUCCUGGAUCGCGCUCACGCCUCCCAGGUGUGUCGGAGCUGGAACCAGGUGUUCCAUAUGCCCGAUCUCUGGAGGUGCUUCGAGUUCGAACUCAAUCAGCCCGCUACCUCUUACUUGAGGGCUACACAUCCUGAACUCAUCAAGCAAAUAAUUAAGAGGCAUUCCAACCAUCUGCAGUACGUGAGCUUCAAGGUGGACAGCAGCAAGGAAUCGGCGGAAGCGGCUUGUGAUAUUUUAUCACAGCUUGUGAAUUGCUCUCUGAAAACACUUGGGCUGAUUUCAACCGCCCGGCCAAGCUUCAUGGAUUUACCCAAGUCUCACUUUAUUUCGGCGCUGACAGUGGUGUUCGUCAACUCGAAAUCCCUCUCUUCGCUUAAGAUCGAUGAUACGCCYGUCGAUGAUCCGUCCCUCAAAGUGCUCGUGGCUAACAACAGUGACACCCUCAAACUCCUGAAAAUGAGCAGCUGUCCUCACGUUUCUCCAGCUGGCAUCCUGUGCGUGGCCGACCAGUGUCACGGGCUGCGGGAGCUGGCGCUCAACUACCACCUGCUGAGCGACGAGCUGCUGCUUGCGCUGUCCUCGGAGAAGCACGUGCGCCUGGAGCACCUGCGCAUCGACGUGGUCAGUGAGAACCCCGGGCAGACUCAGUUCCACGCGAUUCAGAAGAGCAGCUGGGACGCUUUCAUCAAGCACUCUCCCAAGGUCAACCUGGUCAUGUACUUUUUCUUGUACGAAGAGGAGUUCGACCCCUUCUUUCGCUACGAGACGCCCGUCACGCACCUCUACUUCGGGAGGUCGGUGAGCAAGGACGUGCUGGGCCGCGUGGGCAUGACGUGCCCGCGCCUCGUGGAGCUCGUGGUGUGCGCCAACGGCCUGCGGCCCCUCGACGAGGAGCUCAUCCGCAUCGCGGAGCGCUGCAAGCAGCUCUCGGCCAUCGGCCUGGGCGAGUGCGAGGUGUCCUGCAGCGCCUUCGUGGAGUUUGUCAAGAUGUGCGGCGGCCGCCUCUCCCAGCUCUCCAUCAUGGAGGAGGUCUUGAUUCCCGACCAGAAAUACAGCCUGGAGCAGAUUCAUUGGGAAGUUUCAAAGCAUCUCGGCAGGGUCUGGUUCCCAGACAUGAUGCCUACCUGGUAAACUCCCUGGACCGUUUCCGGGCAGAUGGAAUAGCACCUUAAACCCAAGCUUGCCAUGCUGCAAUUCAUCCUACGUGCUUAUUGAAUACUGUAGUUUURCUGCGUUAUUUCCUAGAAAAAUAAUCACUCAUUUAAGAGUUACUUGUAAAAUCCAGAUUUGAAAAUAGAACUUGUGAAUAGCUCCAACCCCCCCCCCCUUUUUUUUCUCAUCCAAACAAAACACUUCUGGUUUAGAUUUGCUGUUUCAUCGACAGUGACCACAGACUUGCAGAGAAAGAAAAUAAAAUACUCAUAGUAGGGGAAUGUCCCUGCAAAUGCACCUGUACCAGUUGUCCAUAUGUUCCCUGUGUCCUCCUUUGAGUUGGAUCUGAAGAUGGAUUGGAUUUGAUCUUAAAACCAGAGGAAGCUGCUGUUCCAGGCUCUAGAUAGUGGGAUGGGCCGGUCUGGAAUAUGCUGUGUGCUGUGAAACUUGCACCUUCUUUUAUAUAGAAGUCUUAAGAGGCAAAUGUAAUACAGUCAUGGAGUUUCGAUACUUAAAACACUAAAUUUGCUACCUUUAUUCAAUGSAUUAUUAAAUCCAUAUAAAAUGUGUAUCUAGAGUGCAAUGCSUAUCUACAGGAGUCAUGAGAGUGAACAGAAGUGUGGGGUGGUUUUUUUUUUGUUUUUCUUCUAUGCAUUUCAAAGUAGUUYGCUUACGGGGUCUCCAAUCCAUGCCUAAACCUGUUUUAAGGUAUUAUGUUUAGCUCAGGAAGCGAAAGCAUUCUGGGACUGAAGUGUAGAUAUAUUGUAUUUAAAACCUUAUGGGAGCUACGGAGCGUUCCUCGUGCGGGAGCCGGUUUUGCAGCACAGGGUGCGAAAGCCCCAUAGCAGCAGCGCGUGGUUUGUUCGCUGAACACUGCGCCGCUGAACGUGACCACGCGGAUGGGAAGAGCAAAUAAAAAGCUCAYGUUGGAGAGGUGGCCAAGAACGUUUCACAAAAUCCUAGGCCUAAUUGCUGCUUAGAAUUCGAGGAAAACGGCUUUGUAACAGUUGCUUCAGCUGUAUAAACUACCUGUAUACUGUAAAUCUGUUUCUGAAAUGUUUAUGUAUAAAGUGAAUGUUUGAUA